AUGGCAUUACCACGCAUCAUUAUCUACGCAAGAUACAACGCGGCAGAGUACAAUGGUAACUUCAUGAUAUAUGUGGAGGAACAAACUAUUUAUCAUAUUGACAACAACCCUCUCGUUGGUGUUGUGCAACUGCCAUGGUCAAUACACUUGUAUGAAUAUAUUAGUUCAUUGGCUUCAGCACAGGAAAAGGAGGAAGAGGAGGAAGAAGAGGACAAUUAUUCAGAAGUAUUUGUAGUGACUCAUUCAUUGAAUGAAUUAUUGGCAGCAGCUAGUAUAAAAUUUGAAAUAACGGCAAAAAGAAUUUUUACAUCACAAGGUGGUGAAAUUGAUGAUAUUAAACUCAUUAGAGAUGAUGAUAUUUUGUAUGUUUCAAAUGGAGAAAAUUUUAUACAUACAAAUAAAAUUUGUAAUCACAAUUUGCUAAAUAAGAAUUCCGAAUGGAUAACAUUGAAUGUUGGAGGAAAAUAUUUUACUACAACUAGGGAUACUUUAACGAAAAAAGAACCUAUGAGUAUGUUAGCAAGAAUGUUUAUAGAAACUGGAAAUGCUGAGCAUGUUAUACAGCCAAGUAGACAAGAUCACCGUGGAGCAUAUCUGAUUGACAGAAGUCCUACUUAUUUUGAACCAUUAUUAAAUUAUCUGAGGCAUGGUCAAAUCAUACUUGAUUCCCAUGUUAAUAUUACGGGAGUUUUGGCAGAAGCUUGUUUUUAUGGCAUUGAAGGUGCUAUUCAAAUUCUAACUACAAUGGUAGAAAAGGAAGAAUUGCAGAAGGAAGGUCUUAUAUCUCUAACUCGUAAAGAUGUACUUAAAGCAAUCAUGUCAACAUCAACUAAUGCAGAACUUAGAUUUCAAGGAGUUGAUUUUGUAAGAGCUGAUCUGUCGAAAUUAGAUCUUAGGAAUAUUAAUUUCAAGUACGCCAUUAUGCAUCACUGUAGUUUAGCAGGUGCUAAUUUGUCAGGAUGCUGUUUUGAGCGCGCUGAUUUAUCCCAUGCCAAUUUGCAAGGCGCACAACUUGUAUGUGUCAAAAUGUCAUGUGCAAAUUUAGCCGCAGCUAAUCUGCAUUCGUGUAAUUUUGAAGAUCCUGGUGGUUUGCCGGCGAAUAUGGAAGGUGUAAAUCUAAAAGGUGCUAAUCUCGAAGGUAGUAAUAUGGCAGCCGUCAAUCUCCGGGUGGCUACAUUAAAGAAUGCUAUUCUUAGGAAUUGCAUUUUGAGAUCAGCUGUUUUAGCUGGUGCUGAUUUAGAGUGUUGUGAUUUAUCUGGUUCCGAUCUGCAGGAUGCAAAUUUACGCGGUGCAAAUUUGAAAGAUGCGGCUUUUGAAUUAAUGUUAACACCAUUGCACAUGUCUCAAACAAUACGAUAACAAUGAAUAUGCUGCACAUAUUAGCGCAGCUUAAAGUAAUGCUGGAGGGAUGAAUGAACUUUAAUAAAAGCGUCCACACAUAUGUA
Molecule: messenger RNA, 1445 nt
Organism: Pogonomyrmex barbatus (red harvester ant)
Lineage: Eukaryota; Metazoa; Arthropoda; Insecta; Hymenoptera; Formicidae
Product: BTB/POZ domain-containing protein KCTD9
Biological process (GO): intracellular signal transduction; protein homooligomerization
Molecular function (GO): protein binding
Source: RefSeq, a predicted model, not a curated record